Xiphias gladius (swordfish) is the source of this 1326-nucleotide messenger RNA. RefSeq names its product voltage-gated potassium channel subunit beta-2-like. The record is from RefSeq and is a predicted model, not a curated record. NCBI's taxonomy places the organism in Eukaryota, Metazoa, Chordata, Actinopteri, Istiophoriformes, Xiphiidae. Gene Ontology annotation, cellular component: voltage-gated potassium channel complex; juxtaparanode region of axon; cytoplasm. The coding region runs from base 1 to 1326 and encodes 441 amino acids. Gene Ontology annotation, molecular function: transmembrane transporter binding; voltage-gated potassium channel activity; potassium channel regulator activity. Gene Ontology annotation, biological process: regulation of action potential; regulation of potassium ion transmembrane transport; potassium ion transport. The transcript has 14 exons.
AUGCCCAGGCCUGGGGGCAGUGGAGGGGUGCCACCUGGGAGUCGAGACAGCAGUGGGAUUUGUCGAAGCAGUAGCAUCAGCAGUGGAAGUGGUGGGUCCGGAGGCAAGAUACUGUCUCUGUCAUCCAUGAGUGAUAGUGUGCACAGUGGCCUGAGCUGUUUCUUGUCAGAGCAAGCACUGGAGCAGGAAGAACGGCAGCAGCGCAGUCACCAGUUAGCAGAGUUUCAGCGCCUAAAAGAGGUUCGUGCAGCUGCUCAACUCAAAAACCUGGAGGAUUUCCUUAGGAUGAACCAUGUAUCACUCAGGGACAGCAUGUCAUAUUCCACUGGCAUGAUUUACAGAAAUCUGGGCAAAUCUGGGUUAAGGGUCUCCUGUCUUGGAUUAGGAACGUGGGUUACCUUUGGAGGACAGAUUACAAAUGAGGUGGCAGAGCAGCUGAUGACUUUGGCGUAUGAGAAUGGAAUCAAUCUGUUUGACACAGCUGAAGUGUAUAAUGCUGGAAAGGCUGAAGUUGUCUUGGGAAGUAUCAUAAAGAAGAAAGGAUGGAGGCGUUCCAGUUUAGUCAUCACCACCAAAAUCUUCUGGGGCGGAAAAGCAGAAAUGGAAAGAGGAUUAUCUAGAAAACAUAUAAUCGAAGGUCUAAGAGCAUCACUAGAGAGACUUCAAUUGGAGUACAUAGACGUGAUUUUUGCAAAUCGACCAGAUCCUAACACACCUAUAGAAGAGACGGUGAGGGCAAUGACCCAUGUGAUCAACCACGGGAUGGCCAUGUAUUGGGGAACAUCACGAUGGACCUCCAUGGAAAUCAUGGAGGCUUACUCUGUGGCACGACAGUUCAACCAGAUUCCACCCAUCUGUGAACAGGCAGAGUACCACAUGUUCCAGAGGGAGAAGGUUGAGGUGCAACUCCCUGAACUCUUCCACAAUAUAGGCAUUGGAGCUAUGACAUGGUCUCCACUGGCCUGUGGGGUCAUCUCAGGGAAGUAUAGCAAUGGGAUCCCCCCUUAUUCCCGUGCCUCACUUAAGGGUUAUCAGUGGAUGAAAGACAAGAUCCUGAGUGAGGAGGGACACCGUCAGCGAUUGAAACUAAAAGAGUUGCAGGCAGUUGCUGAGCAACUAGGCUGCACUCUGCCCCAAUUGGCUAUUGCCUGGUGCCUGAGGAGUGAAGGGGUAAAUUCUGUUCUGCUGGGAGCUUCCAGAACUGACCAGCUGAUGGAGAAUAUCAGAGCAAUACAGGUUCUUCCAAAGUUAUCACUCUCCAUUGUAUCUGAGAUGGAUGGCAUCUUGGGAAAUAAGCCCUAUAAUAAAAAGGACUUCAGAUCCUAG